AUGUUUACUCUACAGAGAUUGGUAGUGUCAGCUCUGCUGAUACUUACUGUCACCUUUUUGUUCUUCGCCCAAACCGCCGAAGCUACCAAGGGACCAAAGAUAACGCACAAGGUCUACUUCGACAUCCAGCAUGGCGACGAACCCAUGGGAAGGAUUGUGAUGGGUCUUUACGGCAAAACAGUCCCAAAGACUGUUGAGAACUUCCGCGCAUUGGCAACUGGGGAGAAGGGAUUCGGAUAUGAAGGGUCCAACUUCCACCGUGUUAUCCAGAACUUCAUGAUUCAGGGUGGUGACUUUACCAAGGGAGAUGGUACUGGUGGAAAGUCCAUCUACGGCGACAAAUUCCCAGAUGAGAACUUCAAGCUCAAGCACUCCAAGGUUGGACUUCUCAGCAUGGCCAACGCAGGACAAGAUACCAAUGGCUCCCAAUUCUUCAUCACCACUUCUACACCAGGUCAUCUCAAUGGCAAACACGUUGUCUUUGGUGAGGUCCUCGAGGGCUACGAGAUCGUUCAGAAGAUUGAGCAGGUUCCAAAACAACCUGGAGAUAGGCCAACACAGGCAGUCAAGAUUAUCAAGAGUGGAGAGCUUGAGGUUCCACCAGAAGAUGAAGAAUACGGUAAAGCCGAAUUUCAGGCUGGCCAGGGAGAAGUUGUUGAUACACCAACGUCGGCUACGUCUUCUGGCAUUCCUGCUGCUACCGCAGUCAUUCCCGUUGUCAAUUCCCCAAUCACCGAUGAUGUUUCCACCGAAGGGUUUAGCCUUAUGCAAAAGGGAUUGUUCUUGGCCGUCAUUUUGGGCUGCGUUGCUGGUUAUAUGCGGUUGAACAACAAAAAGACUCGACGUUUUGAUGAGAAAAGCAUGGCAUGA
Molecule: messenger RNA, 870 nt
Organism: Glarea lozoyensis ATCC 20868
Lineage: Eukaryota; Fungi; Ascomycota; Leotiomycetes; Helotiales; Helotiaceae
Product: Cyclophilin-like protein
Exons: 4
Coding region: 1-870 (289 amino acids)
Biological process (GO): protein peptidyl-prolyl isomerization; protein folding
Cellular component (GO): endoplasmic reticulum; fungal-type vacuole
Molecular function (GO): peptidyl-prolyl cis-trans isomerase activity
Source: RefSeq, a predicted model, not a curated record